AUGUCGACAUACAGACUAUACUAUUUCGACGGUCGUGGUCGUGCUGAAAUCUCUCGUCUUAUUUUGGUUGCUGCUGGACAAGUAUUUGAAGAUGUACGAUAUUCCGAGAAAGAAUGGCUAUCUCAUAAGUCAGAAAUGCCUCUCGGUCAGAUGCCAGUACUUGAAAUUGAUGGUGUCAAAUUACCACAAUCAAUGACUAUUGCUCGAUUUCUUGCUCGUCAAUUUCAUUUGGCAGGCAAAGAUAAUUGGGAACAAGCAAAAGUCGAAGCCGUUGCUGAUACAGCUACAGAUCUUCUUAAUAAAUUCGGACCAAUUAUUUGGUAUGAAAAAGAACCUCAGAAAAAAGAAAGUAUAGACAAAUUCUUUGCUAACGAAUUACCGAAGCAUUUAUGUAAUCUCGAAACCUUGGCCAAAGCCUACAGUGAAGGUGGUUCAUUCUUUGUCGGCAAUCAUCUGACUUUCGCUGAUUUGCAUGUAUACGAUGUGCUAGAAAAUAUUCUAGAAAUUGAUGCGAAUUUAUUGGACCAAUAUCCAUGGUUGAAGACUAACCGUCAAGAAGUUGCCAAACAUCCGAAUAUUGCUGCCUAUCUCAAAAAUCGACCACGAACCGAAUUUUAA
This is a messenger RNA of Rotaria sp. Silwood1, 618 nucleotides long. NCBI's taxonomy places the organism in Eukaryota, Metazoa, Rotifera, Eurotatoria, Philodinida, Philodinidae. The record is from the annotation of a GenBank genome assembly.